Oppia nitens is the source of this 1677-nucleotide messenger RNA. It is a transcript of the gene Hat1, whose product is annotated as histone acetyltransferase type B catalytic subunit-like. The coding region runs from base 194 to 1495 and encodes 433 amino acids. Gene Ontology annotation, molecular function: histone binding; histone H4 acetyltransferase activity. NCBI's taxonomy places the organism in Eukaryota, Metazoa, Arthropoda, Arachnida, Sarcoptiformes, Oppiidae. Gene Ontology annotation, biological process: subtelomeric heterochromatin formation. The transcript is spliced from 2 exons. The record is from RefSeq and is a predicted model, not a curated record. Gene Ontology annotation, cellular component: nucleus.
GGAUGAACUGAUUGAGAGAUCGUUAGUGUUUGAGAUGUUUGACUCAAAGUGUGUAUACAUUUGGCGCCCAAACACUGGUCUGACUCUUGUUUUGUAUUAGUUGUCACUUCUUUGAUCACAUUGUCAUCACAUCUAUUAUCAAAUUAUCAUUAGAUUAAUCACUUGGUAUGCUAUUUGACUGAUCUGGUCAUCGAUGGCAAGCUCAUCUCUGAUCCGAAACCGUUUUGAGCCAUUCGUGGCAAAUGCCAAUGAAGUGGUUGCCAUCCAAUUGUUAUUCAAUGAAAAACAAUUGGAUGACGAAUCGUGUGAUAUCUCACUCAAAGAGUUUAAUCCUGAGUUUACGCAUCAGUUUUUUGGCGACAAUGAGUCGGUAUUUGGUUACAAAGAUCUCAAAGUAAAACUGUAUUACUCGGCGGCAAAACUCAACUGCUUUUUGGACAUAAAAUAUAAGGAAAAGGUCUCCAAAGAUGAGACAAAUGGCAUUGAAGCCGAUGAAGUUCUUAAGACAAUUGCCGACAAACUUGAGAUACAAAUGUGUCAAUCAAUGAAUGACUUUCGGUUACAGUUAUCAAAAGAGUCUCAAUUCAAACCUUAUGGACAGCUCAUCAAAAGUUUUACUAUUGAUUACAAGAUUGAAGACAAACAGAUUACGAGACAAUUUGAGAUAUAUAUGACUGAUAUAUUAAAUCCAGGUUUUGAUGCCUAUCACCAAAAAAUGCAAACCUUCUUGUGGUGGUUCAUCGAUGCUGUCUCUUAUAUUGAUGCCGAUGACGAUCGCUGGCAAUAUUUUGUUGUCUAUGAAAAAAGAUCUCCAAAUUUACUUUUGGGUCAAACAAAUGGUCACUCAAACUGUUCUGACGAUUAUUUAUACUGUUUUGUUGGUUACGCCACAGUCUAUCGUUACUACGCUUAUCCCCAAAGAAUUCGUCCGCGAAUUUCACAAUUCUUAAUUUUACCUCCAUUUCAAAGGUGUGGUAUCGGAUCAGCACUAUUGCAGGCAAUAUAUGAUAAUUACAUGUCUGAUGGAGAUGUAUAUGACAUCACUGUUGAGGAUCCGUCUGAAAGCUUUACUCGAAUACGAGAUUUCGUGGACGCGAAGAAUUGCCAAAAGUUAGAAGCAUUCAGUGCAGACAAAUUGAAACUCGGAUGGAAUGAAGAGUUGGCUAAAGUUGCUCAGAGUUGUCUUAAAAUUAAUAGACGUCAGAGCCGUCGGGUAUAUGAAAUACUUCGUUUUCGGAACACUAACCGAUCCAAUGAUGAAGAAUACAAAUCCUUUCGAUUGUAUGUCAAACAAAGACUAAACGCACCGUUAAGAAAGCAAAUGAUUGAUAUCCAGAAACUGGAGAAAAACAAGAAAUUUCCCGAACAAGAGUUGGAACUCAUUAAACAAACAACUAUUCCAACACUUGAAUCACGAAUCGAUUUGUUGGACAAACAAUACAAAGAAUUGGAAGAUGAAUACCAACAUAUCAUUGAAAGAUUAGCUAAAAGUUAAUCAAAAGUAAUAAUAAUUUCGUUAUAAUAUUUUGUAAAUUUCUUCUUUUUUAUUAAUUUUCUUUUUUUUUAAUUCUCUAUAAGAGAUAUAUUAAAUAUAUUCUUGCAUUUCGUGCAAAAAUCAGAUAAAAACAACACAAUUGAAAGCAAAAACUAUUUACGGUAUAAUGUUUACCAUUUUUU